Molecule: messenger RNA, 3243 nt
Organism: Alternaria atra
Lineage: Eukaryota; Fungi; Ascomycota; Dothideomycetes; Pleosporales; Pleosporaceae
Exons: 2
Coding region: 1-3243 (1080 amino acids)
Biological process (GO): regulation of mitotic cell cycle; mitotic spindle organization
Cellular component (GO): mitotic spindle
Molecular function (GO): protein binding
Source: RefSeq, a predicted model, not a curated record
AUGUCGCUUACGCCCUCCAAUCCCCGGAUGAUGAGCCAAGCCAUCGGCUCCGGCAUCAAGCUCAAUCCCUCUCCAUCUCCAUUCUUCAAGACAACCCCGCGCUCCCCCGUCAAGGCUGGACGCGCCGAAGCCAGUCUCGCAUUGCGUCAAGUCAUCGGUACCACGACCAAUUCCGCCAAUGCCUUCGACAGCCUGUCAUUGGGGAGUUCCUUUGGCUACACAGCAGGUGCUGCCGCCGUCAUUGCGUGCAUAGACGACCAAGGGCAUGUCACGCAGCGUUUCUACCGCGCACGACCUACUACGAACCCCAUCAAUCCUUCGGCAUCCAUAUAUGGCGGACCCUCGACGCCUACCCAGAACGAGAGCCGCAAUCGCACAGCCGUCUCUUUGCGCGACGCUGGCUUCGCGGGCUCCCCACUCCCGUCUCCGAGUGCUCACGACUGGGCAGAUUCGCCGAGCAAUAGAGCCUGGGGUACCAAAGACAAGAUCAAGGCGGCAACCUGUGUUAGCUUUAGUCCUGACGGGAAAUUCUUUGCCGUUGGAGAGACGGGUUACAAACCUCGCGUACUCAUCUUCUCUGCCUCUUUAGACGCUGCCUCAGAUACACCACUCACCUCCCUCUCGGAUCACACUUUCGGCGUCAACUGCGUGGCGUUCAGCCCCGAUUCCCGCUUUCUUGCUAGCUUGGGCUCAGCCAACGAUGGCUUCUUAUACAUAUGGCACAUCAACUCCCGCACCGGGGCUGCCACGCUGCAUGCUAGCAACAAGUGCGUCAGCCACAUCAACCGAAUGGCAUGGAUGGGAAACAAGUUGGUAACUGUCGGUGUCCGACAUGUCAAAGUUUGGAAGAUUGACGACCUCAACGCGACAAUGCGCAUCUCCAAGGCGCGUCAGAGCGAUGUCUCGUUUCUCUCAGGUUCCACACACAAGACCUUACCAGGAAGGAAUUGCAUCCUGGAGAGCCUGAAAGAGUCUACAUUCACAAGCGUGGUCGCUAUAGGCCGAAACAAGGCCAUCGUGGCUUCUGACAAGGGGGACAUAUGCCUCAUUGACGAUACCGAAUCCAAUCACCGCUUCUCGAGACUAGUUGACGCCGGCUUUGCUGUAAGCUCUCUAGCCGUCGACGUCAAAGGGCGACUCCACAUCGCUGGUAGUGAAGGAGCGCUCAAGACUUUCAACAUAGAGGAGAUGAUUGGAAGAUUGACUCCUCCGCCCUCGCCUCCACCGCGCGUUGAAUCACCCUCAAUCUCGGUGACGGAAUGCAAUCAAAUCGGUGUGAUAGCCUGUCUCAAAGACUACCUCAUCACUGUCGACACCCAUCGAGCUAUUCGGUUAUCAAGACUGUGUUCCGAUGAUGAUGAAGGCGCCGUGGGCAAUGUCGUUCACACAUUACCUGCACAUGGAAACGCUGUACUAGGAGUGCACGCCGGUCUUGCGCAACCGAACGUGUUCGAGGCGUCAUACUACACAUGGGCUGCCGACGGCACAGUCAUCUUCUGGAGCCAAGGGUCAUGUAAAGGUUCUCUUCAAGUACAGCUUGAGCAGCUGGACGAUCCUGAUGCCGUUCCCAAUGAGCUGAGGACUGUCCGUGCCUCCGCUGAUGGAGCUUUCCUCGUUGCAGGAGACAAGUACGGCGUUCUACGAUUCAUCGAUUGCAACACGAAAACCUGCACAUUAGAGUUUAAAGCACAUGCAAGUGAAAUCACCAGCAUUGCCAUACACGAGGAGUCGCACAUAACCUUCGUUGCGUGUGCCAGCCGAGAUCGUACAGUUCAAGUGUUCACACAAAUUGAAGGAACCUGGGAUCUGCUACAAACUCUGGACGAGCAUGUAGGAGCAGUAAACAGAGUCUCUUUCUCCCGAAACGGCACGCGUCUAGUGUCGUCUUCGAGCGACCGAAGUCUAGUGGUUCGCGAACUGUUGUCUCUCGAGGACGAUCGUGGAACGACCCGCGCCUUUGUAAUGUCACGAGCUAUCAUGCUAAAAGCAACACCGGUGUCGUCGGCUUGGGACGUUGACCAGGACGACGUCCUUCUCGUGUCAACUAUCGAUCGUCAGGUACACAAAUUUGACAUACGCACGGGUCAAUGUCUCAGCAACUUCCGUGCAUGCGACACUGAUGGUGGAGAUGCCGUCGUCUUGUCUUCUUUGGUCCACAUACCACGCAACUGGGGUGCUCCAUUGAUAGCUGGUGUGUCAAGUACCGACAAGUCGAUACGCGUCUACGAUGAAAGCGGCUCUUUGGUCGCUCGUGACUGGGGUCAUACAGAGGGCGUUUCUGAUAUCGCGCUCGUGGAGGCACCUGGGCACGUGAGCGAAGAGCUGGGCGAGAAGUCGUUAGUCACAGUCGCUGUAGACGGAACCAUAUUUGCAUGGGCUCUGGCUCUACAAGCACCUAAUCGUCACGACAUAUCAAAGUCCAUGGAUUUGCUCGCCCCAAAUACGCCUUCCAACCAGGAUUUGCUGUCCAAUAAGCCACCACUGCGGCGCGUACUCUCGCAGUCUGAAAUGGCCCGUUUUCAACGCUCACCGGUGGAAGAAACACCACCACCCAGCGGCAGCAAAUCACCAAAGUUGCGCAAAAAAGUAUCGAAAUUCUCCUUGGCCCCAACGCCGAAACUUGAACCGUCGCCUAUGACCAGCAGUGCACGCGAAGGCCGAAUAACAGCAUGGCAAGGGCAAGGCACAGGACGCAGAAACAAGAAUCGCUCCCCAUCGCCACCCAGUCCCAGAAACCCGCAGCUCGGUAAGCGCCGCCCAUCAAUGGACGCUAAGAACCGCGCAAAAGCCCCUGUCAAUGAAUUUGGCAGCAUAGGAGCGUCUACAGAGAGUCUAUGCAGAACACUCCGAGCCUACAGGAAACGUCUUGCAAACACCAGCGAUACCAUGAGCCCGGAACUUGCAAAAGAGGUUGAGAGGGAGCUUGCCGCUACCGCUAGAGCGAUUGGAGACAGGGUAAAAACUAAGGCCUUUGAGGAGACGGUCAUGGUCAAGCUGCUGGAUCAGUAUUCGGAACGACUGGUAAACAUGCUGGAUGAGAAGAUCGCAGCCAGCGUUGCACAACGGGUACGCGAGAGUAGCGUCGGCAAUUUCUCGGAUGGGGCAGAUUCGCCCGUUAUUGCCCAACAUCCAUCAAGAAGUAGAGCGGGUAGUGAGGACAUAGGAAACCACCGUACAGAUGACUCUGAAUCGGGUACCGAGACUCUAGUGUUAGAGACCACGGAAAAGUUGACGUUGGAAUAG